GUUUGGAAGCAUUCACAAGAGCGAUUUUAAAUCAAAUAACUGACGCCAUGGAUAAUCCAGAGGAAAAGACAACCACCGCACUAAAUCCAACAGAGAAGAAACUUCAACAAUCUGGUAUCCCGGACGAAGCCUCUCAAGCUGUUGAAGUUGGCAAUCGUGACUUAGAUGAUGACAUUCGAUCUGAUAAUGAUAUAAUUCCAGAUGAUACUUGGGGAAACAGAUGGGAGUUCAUCUUAGCGAACGUAGGUGCCGCGAUCGGUCUUGGUAACUUUUGGCGUUUCCCCUUCCUUGCCUUCGAUUACGGCGGCGGUGCGUUUUUCAUUCCGUACAUCAUUGCCCUGUUCACUACCGGCAUUCCGCUCACUUUGCUUGAGAUGACGCUCUCUCAAUACUGUCAGCAAGCAAUGUGCAGGUCGUUUGGCAAUCUGAACGAGCGAUUCGUCGGCAUGGGCAUUGCCGCACUGUGGAUCUGCUUCAUCAUUGUUACCUAUUAUUCGGUGAUCAUAGGAUGGAGUAAUGUUUACUUGAUUCAGUCUUUCUACACACCUAUGCCGUGGUCUGCUCGCGGUUUGCCUCCGUCCGAGAUGAUUACUGUUCCCUCUAACUAUUUUUACGAUGACAUCCUGCACUUGAACGAUGCGGCAGUGGUUGAGUUGGGCGAGUUUGUUUGGUUUCUCUUCUUGGGAACGUUCGUAGUUUGGGCUGCAGUCUUCCUAAUUCUAUUCAAGGGUGUAGCGGUUGUGGGUAAGGCCGUGUGGUUUACCGUGCUGCUACCCGUCUUUACUUUAGUUGUGCUGAUUAUCUAUGGGGCGACUCUUGACGGUGCAGGCGAUGGUGUUGUCAAAUAUAUUGGAACUUGGGAUAUGAGUGUAUUGGAGAAUGGGCAGAUUUGGGUGGAUGCCUUCGGACAGAUUUUCUUCAGUCUCGGUAUUAGCACAGGAAUCAUGUCCGCCUUUGCGAGUCACAAUGGUAGACAGCAGAACAUUGUUCAGGACGGUAUCGUUGUCGCUAUGCUGAAUUCAAGUUUCUCCUUUGUCGCCGGGUUCGCCGUAUUCUUGGUAGCUGGUCACUUCAAGUAUGAAACUGGUUUGACAUGGGAUGAGCUGCAGGGAGUCCUGGGCGGUCCUUCCUUGAUCUUUAUUCUCUAUCCAAGUGCACUAUCACUCACUUCUGGCUGGUGGGGCAAUGUCAUGUGUAUCUUGUUCUUCUUCACCGUAUUCAUGCUUGGAAUUGAUAGUGCGUUCGCCCUUACCGAGUCGAUCUUCGGCAACCUUCGCGAGGUGAGAUUGUUCGAUCGCCUUGGACCUUUACCUCUCCUAGCAUUUAUUGUCACGGCUUGUAUGGCUCUGGCUACACUUUACUGCUUCGGUUGGGGAUUGUAUCUGCUGGAUGUCGUAGACGCAUAUAUCAAUAUUGGUUUGCUGGCUGUAGGUUUCACUGAGGCAUUUGUCGUUGGAUGGGUGUAUAAACGCAAUGACGCAGCUGAAAUUGUUGGAUCGAAGUCUAUGCUUGCCCUUGAGCUAGGUUGUCUCGGUGGCUUCCUUGCGUUCGCAACUAUUGGCAUCUCGGUCGGAAACAGUACUGAUCUUGGGCUCGGAUAUCUUGCGUUGGCCAGUAUUCUACCAGCGCUAGCAAUCAUAGCGAUCGGGUUUGUUCUAUGUGGGACGUUUUCUCAAGUUGGAUUUAUGAAGGGUAUCAAGACAGCUUCAUACCACGGACUGGGUGUGCUUAUCUUCGAUUUGAAUGAAGUUCUUACUAGAGGAACUGGAAAGGACAACUGGAAGCUUCCUGCUAUCUGGGGUCUCGCUCUGAAGUUCUUUGUCACCCCUCUGGUAGCUUUCUUGUUGGCGUUGAAAUUUAACAAAUUUGGAAUCGAUAGCGGAUACGGAGGUUACAUCAUGGGAUAUCAGGCCUUCGGCAUCGUAGUUCUGCUAGUUUGUGCAGCUCUCGGAUUCGCUGGUAUUGUGCUUCCCCAGAUUGUAACGGUGGAAAAGAAAUUCCCAGAAACUUCUAAACGCCAUCCGAAACAAAUAGUAGUUUAAGGGCGAGGUGGCUGAGAGGACACUGUGGCGGUGGACUUGGUGUGAACCGAAUGUUUCGCAUACCAAGCGCGAACAUAGUUCGCGGAUUGUGUCUGAUCUUUCUGUGAAUACAUCAAUUAUAACUUUAAUAAAAACUAUAAUUCACCGU
Molecule: messenger RNA, 2190 nt
Organism: Sphaeroforma arctica JP610
Lineage: Eukaryota; Ichthyosporea; Ichthyophonida
Exons: 1
Coding region: 48-2042 (664 amino acids)
Biological process (GO): sodium ion transmembrane transport
Cellular component (GO): membrane
Source: RefSeq, a predicted model, not a curated record